UGUUCUAUUCUCUUUCUAUGACCCUGAUCAACACCGGAUGCAGAAGAACAUUGGCAAGGAUGCAGUCGAAAUGAUUUGCGUGGCGGGAGUUGCAACAAUCGGCUACACUGCGCAACAUUCUUUCUUUGGAAUCAUGGGAGAGAACCUGCUUAAGCGUAUCCGGGAACUAACGUUUGAGAACAUUUCGAAGAACGAGAUAAGCUGGUUCGAUCUGGAUGGGAACAACAGCUCGCAGUUGUGCUCUCGCCUGUCAACAGACGCUACAACAGUCAAAGGUGCUGUCGGAGAUCGCAUCUCCCUGAUGAUCAGUAGUUUCAGCUGUAUGCUGGCAACGUGCGUCAUUGCCUUCACCUUUCAAUGGAAGAUGACAUUAGUAAUGCUCGCCAUAUUUCCGCUCCUCCUGUUCGGCAAUAUCUGCCAGAGAAUCAUCUUGGCAGGGUACUCGAAGGAUGUUGCAUCCGCGCAUACUCGCUCAGGCAUGAUCGCCGGGGAAGCCGUCAGCAACAUCCGCACUGUUGCUGCAUUCAACGCUGAGGACUGUGUCAUGAACCUCUUUCGACACGAGCUUGCAAUACCCUUGGAGCGAAGUUCUUGGCGCGGACAGGUUGCAGGAAUCAGCUUUGGAAUCUCCCAGCUAUGCUUGUACGGGUCUUAUGCACUCAGCUUAUGGUAUGGAGGCGAGCUGAUAGGAAAAGACGAAGCAAGCUUCGAUGAAAUCAUUAAAACCUUCCUGGUCCUCAGCAUCUCCGCGUUUUCGAUUGCGGAUGCUCUAGCAUUGUUGCCAGAUGCAGCCAAGGGAAGCCAAGCGUUACAGUCUGUAUUCGCCAUCCUCGACCGCCGCACCAAGAUUGACACUGUCGAUCCCAACGCCGAGGUUAUAGAGACCGUCAGAGGCGACAUAAAAUUCCAUCAUGUAUCUUUCUCGUAUCCUUCUCGUUCAGAUGUGCAGAUCUUCAGAGACUUGAACCUGGAGGUGAAGGCCGGCAAGUCCUUGGCUCUUGUCGGACCAAGCGGGUCCGGAAAGAGCUCAGUCAUCGCUCUUUUGGAAAGAUUCUACGAUCUAACCUCCGGGAGUGUGUUCAUCGACGGCAAGGAUAUCCGAAAAGUAAACUUAAAGAGUUUACGGAGAAGGAUUGCAUUUGUUUCACAAGAACCUGCGCUGUUCGCCACAACAAUAUUUGAGAAUAUACUCUUCGGAUGUGACAGCAUUGCCUCCGAGCAAGAGGUUUACGCAGCUGGCAAAAUAGCCAAUGCACACAACUUCAUCAGUGCGCUGCCGGAUGGUUACAAUACUCAGGUUGGAGAAGGCGGCAUCCAACUCUCGGGAGGCCAGAAACAGCGGGUAGCAAUUGCUCGAGCAAUUUUGAAGAAUCCUGCUAUCUUGCUCCUGGAUGAAGCCACAAGCGCGCUGGAUGCCGGGUCUGAGAUGGUUGUCCAAGACGCCUUGGAUCAAUUAAUGCUGGAUAGAACGACUGUACUCGUGGCACAUCGACUCUCAACUAUCCGGAACGCGGACAGCAUUGCUGUGAUUCAAGAUGGUGAAAUCGUUGAAGAAGAUACCCAUGAAAACCUGAUUGCAAGACCUGGCAGCGUCUAUGCCCGUCUAGUCAAUCUGCAAAAUCAUGUAAAAAUUGAUAGGAUGACUUAGUGAAUCAUUUUUUAGAGCAUUAUUUUAAUCUGUACAGACUAAGUUUGGAGCAGGUGACUAUGUUAGAUGCUGUGCAUAAAACUUACGUUGCCACCUUAAACUGAGAACCUCACAAGUGCCUCGAUAACGAUCAGUCACGCACGAAGUUUCAAAUGAUCAUUCCAGAAGACUAAUGCAGUCAAAAAAAUGUACAAGUCCAUUUAAGGGCGACUUAACCAUGGAAUACGUACCAAUAA
Messenger RNA from Physcomitrium patens, 1884 nucleotides. The record is from RefSeq and is a predicted model, not a curated record. Lineage: Eukaryota; Viridiplantae; Streptophyta; Bryopsida; Funariales; Funariaceae.